UCCACAGGUUGCUGCGCGGAUCUCUCCUCCUCUCUGAGCAUCUUCGCAGCCAAGAACUAAGUGUACAGUCGGUGGAGAUGAACUGACAGGUCGUUAAAGGAUGCGUUUGGCUGGACAGUUUGGACUUUGUAUUGUGCAGAUUCUCGUGAACAAAAUGCCAAAUCUACAGCUUUAAACGACUCUAGUAUAGACUAAGUGACCAUUUCAUUGUACUGCACAGGACUUUUCUGUUAUAACAUAUUGUUAACGUUUGUUCCAUGGACUGUGCGUUCUAUUCGAGACCACCAUGCCACAGGUCCCUCACUGCAACUGCACCACGGUGACAACAGCAACAUAAUGGCAUGUAGGAGCGGUUGUUGCUGCGGCUCCGGUCCAAUAAACGAGGAUAACGCGAGGUUCCUGCUGCUGGCAUUGUUCAUCAUCAUCUAUCUGUUUUGUGGAGCCGCGGUUUUCUCAGCGCUGGAGCAGCCAAAGGAACGAGAGGCGAAAGAGCGCUGGGCGCAGAGGUUCGAGCAUUUCAGCCAGAAGUACAACCUGAGUAAGAAGGACCUGAACAACUUCCUCAGGAACUACGAGGAGGCGAACGUAGCCGGCAUCCGUGUGGACACAAUCAGACCUCGAUGGGACUUCACCGGCGCUUUUUACUUCGUGGGAACUGUGGUAUCAACCAUUGGGUUUGGGAUGACCACUCCUGCCACCAUUGGAGGAAAAGUCUUCCUGAUGUUCUACGGCCUGCUUGGCUGCGCAGCCACAAUCCUCUUCUUCAACCUCUUCCUGGAGCGUGUCAUCACCGUCAUCGCUGUUGUCCUCAAAUCCUGUCACGAACGACGCCAUAACAAGGCUGUGCUCCCCCAAAAUGGCCGGCAAGUCUCUGGGGGAAACAGAGCAGGUGGAGCAGGUGGAGCUGCGGGAGGCGGAGCAGGAAAAGGAGCGGAUCUGGCUGGCUGGAAACCUUCAGUCUACUGUGUUAUGCUUAUUCUAGGAGCGGCAGCCAUCUUGGUGUCCUGCUGUGCUUCACUCAUGUACUCAGCAGCUGAGGGCUGGGGCUACCUGGACUCACUCUACUUCUGCUUUGUGGCCUUCAGCACCAUAGGUUUUGGAGAUAUGGUGAGCAGCCAGCGGGUCGUCUAUGAGGGCCACGCAACGGCCGCAUACCGACUAGGCAACUUCUUCUUCAUCCUGACCGGUGUCUGCUGCAUCUACUCCCUCUUCAACGUGAUCUCCAUCGUCAUCAAGCAGGUCCUCAAUUGGCUGCUGAGGAGGCUGGAAGCCCCCUGUCGCUGCUGUUUCCCAAGGAGAGGUCACCACCCGCACAGGCACCCCCGACGGAACGUGGUGGCCCCAGGUCACCUGCGUACCCGCAGAGACCCCUCCAUCGAGACAGACGCCAUCAACGAGAGCGAGACAGACACUGGGCGCAGGAUGUCUGGGGAGAUGAUCUCCAUGAGGGACUUCUUAGCAGCCAAUAAGGUGAAUCUGGCUAUUAUGCAGAAACAGCUAUCGGAGAUGGCCAUCGGGCACCCGCGCCAAUCCAGCUCCAGUUCACGUCAGAACGGAUUCUCAGGAGGGGUGGGCGCCCUUGGCAUCAUGAACAACCGGCUGGCGGAGACUAGCGUGGACAGAUAGGGGGGAACUGGUGUGAAUCUUUUUUCAAAGGAUACAAAAGGCUAAAAGGAUGAGGAUAGUAAGCACAAACAGACACUGAGGACUGCCUUCCUGAAGAAAAAGCAAGUUGUACAAGACUGAAUUUAUAACUACAUAAUAUAUCCUCUUCAUCGACAACCAGGCUGACCCCCAGCAGCUACGGCUUGUAGUCCAAACCAUCUCACCCCGCUUUCCUGUCAAGAACAUGGCUACAUGAAUGAUGCAUGAUAGUUUGCUGGAGUCUCACAUCUGGACUGGGCUCAGAGUGCUGGAAUGUUCCCCCGUGAGAAAAUCUGUUUCCAUGGUGAUAAAAAAGCCUGCCUAGAGCCCUUGUAUCUAUGCUUUAAAAACCCAAUGCACACUACACACUACUCCACACCUUAGCACAACUUCCACUCAUCUGCAGUACUUUCCAGUACCCACUAUGACUCUACCCAUAUCCAUACUGUAUCUGUCUCUGUAAAGGACACUUAUGAGAGAAAAAUAGCUUUAAUAAAAUGGGUGUUCUUGAUUUUAUGUCUAACAGUAGUUAUUACAUAAAACACAGUGUCAUGUAGAAAAUGAAAAAGAAACCCUCUUCAUGAGUAAUUGAGUGUUUACCCUCAAUGCAGAAUGCUGAAUUUUACAAGCAGAUGAUCAGUGACACUCUCAUUCACAUCAUUCAUGAUUCAAAUGUUUCACAACCAUAUUGUAUCCUACUCAAUAGCCUCUGUCUUUGACGCUGCUUUCAUUCAUUAUCAUGACAAAUAGAAGACAAAACCUCCAGAAAGAACCUUGUUACAAACAGACCUAUCCAAAGCUGAAUGAGCCAGCAUUCUGAGUCUGAGAUGAAACCUAAAAUGCGUGACUGCUGUUUACUUUGGGCUUGGCUGCACAUUGUCCAAGCACAGAUGCAGAUAUGAGGACUUUUUGACACCCUGAUGCUGUCUAGGUCUGUAGGUGCUUGGUAUUGAUAAAAAUUCAGUGAAACCAGUAGCUCCAGGGCUCAUUAUUUGAUUUUAGCUCAGCAGUGUUAGGUUUAUGUUUUUCCCGUAGGCUGGACUCACAGCAAGCUCAGUAAACAAAAAGGACAAGAGACACAAAGACAAGAUUGUUAAUAGCAUGCCAAUGGAGUGAUUGACUUAAGUGAAACCUGCAACAGCAACGACUUGUGGACACAUUAUGUCUGAUUUAAGGAGCUGGUAUAGUCAUAGUCAUGCUCUUUGAAAAUGCAUCUGAGAGGAUGCUGAAAUUACAGGGUGAGAAUCCUCCAGUUUCCCACUCUUAUGUCACCAGCUGCACUUUUAUAUGUCUGACUUAAGUGUGUCUGAGUUACAGAGAGCGGGAGCAGAGAGCCAACCUCCUUUGCCAUUAUUUAUCUUGAUGAAAUGACAACCUAGCAAAACUGCAAAGAAAGUAUGUGCUAGAAUAUUUUUGUACAGUCACCAUAAUUUUUUUAGAAUGAUAAUGGUCAUAAUAAUCUUGUAUCUGUGAGUCAUCUGCAAAAUCAGUUCAGUUCACAGCAUAAACUGAGAAGAAGGUGAGAUCUAGAUGACACACGGCAUUAAUGAAACAUAUGCCCAAUAAUGUAUUUCUGUUAAAUGAAAGAAACACAUUGUGAUUGAUCAUUUGCUAAACCCCCCUGCCCCACAUAGCAAUUGUCCACUCAUUGCUUAGCAACUGUAACCGUCAAGGAAACUUAUCAAGCCUUGGAUUUCUCCACCUGUUGAAGCAGCGUGCACUGGGCUGUUAUCACUGUAUUUUUUUUUCAAAGUCUAAUCGAUGUGCCUUGUUGUAUUUUCAAAAAUUGCAUUCACAGCAGUAAAAGUAUAUUAAAAGGUGUGUUUUGGUGCUUUAGUGUAAGCUGCUGUCGUUAGCAUGUCUGCCUAACACUGUAGUAGCUCAGUGUUACUGCCAAGGACAAAGAGCACAUGAUUAGCAUUCACUAACAUGAGCACUUCCACUGUGUAGUAUUUCUCCACUGUGUGGAAACCAGUCCUGGAUGCUAUCUGACUUGAGGCUAACAUUAGCACAACUGUUCUCUUUACUGGAUUUGAGGAAAUUUACUACAACAACCCUAGCCAUGCAUGCAGCUACAGCGUCAGUCUGUUAGCACAAAAUCAUGUAUGUAGCCAUGCAGUAGAAUCUUAAAGUCAUCUAGUAGAAACAUUUUUUUAAAAAUCAGCUGGAGAUGGCAUUUUCAACAAGCUUGUGGAUCUAACAUUAGCUUAGUUAGCUAGUUAACAACAGCUGAUAAAAUACCAAAUCUGCUGGCAAUUGUGGUCAUUUUAGGCAGCAAAAUAGAUGAUCAUCAGGUACAAAUGCAAAUCUUCCUUUUGGGACCCAUUGCUUCAAAAAUUACAAGGAAUUUAUUACCACCAUUAGUGCUGUAAACUGUACAUGUGCAGAGCAUGAACAGAGAGCUCGACAACAAUAUGAAUCAACAAUAACUCAAGGUGGCAGGGCUGAGGGAGCAGUCAAUUGCAGCAGUUUCAAUUCAUCAAUCUGAAACAAGUCUUUAGUGUAUGUAAUUGUUUUACUCUUUCAAGUUCAAGGCAUUGUAAGGUACCACAUUUUCUAAACCACCUUACUUGAGUUAAUGUAUUUAACCAACAUGUUAACAUUUAGCUCUCAUCAGUACCAACGUUGAGAUAUCACCCACAUUACACUGAUGUGUUGGUCAUUAACAGUAGAGAAGGAGAAAAAUAAAAAACAAAUCCCUAAAUACUGAAAUCCAAUAUCUUACAUAGAAUAAUAAAACAGACAAAAAUAACUUGAAUCUAACAGCCUCCACUCUUUGCUAUGGAGACAAUCUCACCCUCAGACAGAUACUCAAACUAGAAAGAUGUUGCCUUGCCGUUGCCAGAGCUCAUGCACAUACAUGCUGCACGCACGCGCGCACACACGCACACACGCACACACACACACCAAAAGCUUAAUAGAGAAUCAGAGAAGCUGUGCCUACACAGAUAAUAAUAGUGUUGAACAAAUGAUUGUGUGUUCACCGUCUGUGUGUCUAUGUGCGUACCAACGUGCGUGUGUCAAAGGUGAGACUUGGACAGAUGCAGAUACAAAGACUCUGCUAAAGCUUCUUUCUGAGUCUCGACAAAUCCCAGAGAGUUACUGACACAGCUUUCGAAUCCACUGGGUUUGGAACAAUUUGACACUUAUUCUAAUGGAACAGUCAUGUGGGAUUUUGAGAAUAAAUGAAAGUGGAUUUAUUUUCCUUAUUACAA
Lates calcarifer (barramundi perch) is the source of this 4859-nucleotide messenger RNA. It is a transcript of the gene kcnk13b, whose product is annotated as potassium channel, subfamily K, member 13b. Gene Ontology annotation, molecular function: potassium ion leak channel activity. NCBI's taxonomy places the organism in Eukaryota, Metazoa, Chordata, Actinopteri, Centropomidae. The transcript is spliced from 3 exons. The record is from RefSeq and is a predicted model, not a curated record. Gene Ontology annotation, biological process: potassium ion transmembrane transport; stabilization of membrane potential. Bases 337 to 1626 code for a protein of 429 amino acids. Gene Ontology annotation, cellular component: membrane.